UUCAAGAUCUCAAAAUAACCGAAAUCCAAUUAACGCGUGUAUUGCAUAUCGUAAAACAAACAAACAACCAAAUACGACAAAAGAAACAUUAACAAAAUGACAAAAGUCGAAUUAUAUAAAUCGCGUAUAUUCGUAACGAUCAUACAUUUAUUGGCUUUGGGCCAAUUUGUAUAUGCGUUUUAUUAUCACAAGUUCGAACCGCAAAGAAGCUAUAAAUUCAAAAAUUCCGAAGUUAAAAAUAUGGUACCCGAUACGAUGGAGAAAAAAGUGCAGUAUUUAACAUAUUGGUGUUUGAUUAUUCAAGCUUUGUAUUAUACGAUUUCAUUGAUAAAUGAUUUUGUGGGUAGCAAUGAAGUGGCUCCCAAAAAAAUGCCAUUGAUACGUAAAGUUAAGGAUUAUAUGAUGGCCACAUUUGCUUUCCCGAUCGCUUUAAAUGUGGGAAUUACUUUCUGGGGCCUAUAUGCCGUGGAUCGUGAACUUGUCUUCCCCAAAGUUUUGGAUGCUGUAUUCCCUAGCUGGCUAAAUCAUAUCAUGCACACAAACAUUGUGGUAUUCAUCGUUUUGGAAAUGUUCAUCUCCUUCCGUUCAUAUCCACCCAGAGCUAAAGGUGUUGCUGGCCUCUCUUUCUUCAUGAUAUGCUACUUGGUAUGGUUGCAUGUGGUCAAACACUACUCCGGCGUUUGGGUGUAUCCCGUUUUGGAAGUUUUGCAAUUACCCCAACGUAUUGUUUUCUUUGUUGGCUCUCUGGUCUUCACUUUAGCCCUGUAUAUGUUUGGUGAGGUAAUGAACAAUAUUGUCUGGUCGAAGGAACUUAAAAUGGCUCAACGUAAACAUAAAUAAGUUAAUUCAAUGUUAGACAAUAUCUUCUAAGCCAACAAAAUUCAGCCUUUUCUUCUUAUUGAGAUCCUUUAAACUAAAUCUAAAUCAUACACAUAAUUUUUGACAAAACCGAAAACAAAACCAAAAAUACAUACAUAUAUUCUUAUGAUAAAUCUAAAUUUUUAAAGCUUUGUGACAUAAUAUUAUAUCUAAAUAUUUAAUAGGUAUUUACAUUUUAGAGCAAAACUUAAAAUAUCAACCAAAAAAAAAAACUCAAAUGGCCUUUAUUUCUUUAAGGCUUAUUUAGUAAAAAUACAUAUGUUUAAAUUUGUAAUUGUGUUUCUAAAUAGUAAUAGUGAUUAAAUUUAAUUAUUCCAAGUUUGAUUAGUAAACAUUUUGCAAAAUAAUAUUAAACAUUUUUUAAAACCAGUAAAACAACAACACCUUCUCAUAUCAAAAAUGCACGUUACAAGAAAACUACAACAAUUGAUUUAAGUUUUUUGACACAUCAAACUAAUAAAAUAUACAUAAAUGAAGAUUAAAAAAGAAAACACAAACGAGAUUCAAUAAAAAAAUAAAUAAUGACAAAAAGUUUAAUUAAUAAA
Messenger RNA from Calliphora vicina (urban bluebottle blowfly), 1424 nucleotides. RefSeq names its product androgen-induced gene 1 protein. The record is from RefSeq and is a predicted model, not a curated record. Gene Ontology annotation, cellular component: endomembrane system; membrane. The coding region runs from base 97 to 840 and encodes 247 amino acids. The transcript is spliced from 3 exons. Lineage: Eukaryota; Metazoa; Arthropoda; Insecta; Diptera; Calliphoridae.